GUCAACGCGGGUGGUGUGGUGACCACUGGCCGACGCCGUCCGAGCUGGCAAACACUUGAGCUCAUUCGAGGACAUCUCCAAAUAAAAAGCUGCACUUUGGAAGAUUUGGGUUUUUUGGGGGGGUUUUUAGUUUUUUUUGGCCCUCUCAUCAAUGGUCAUUAAAGUGCUGCUUUUUUGCUGCUUCCCGGGUCGCACCAUGCCCCUCUCGAACGCGCUGCGGGUGUACUUGUUUGCGUUGGUGUUCUGGGAGCAAGCCGCGACGCACGGCACCACCGACGAGAUCGACGUGGUGGUGUUUUUGCCCCGAAACGACACUUACCUGUUUUCCCACGCCAGGGUGGCCCCGGCGAUUAUUUCCGCGCAGCUGAAGCUGAAGACCGGCGGAGCCCCCUACUCCGACCUCCGCUUCAACAUCCACUUCGAGAGCUCCGACCGCGUCAACGAUGCGCUCUUCCGCUUGGUGGACAGGGCGCGCGUGCAGAAGCCCGAUCUGAUUUUGGGUCCGGUGCGCGAGUACGAGGCGGCGGCGGUGGUGAGGUUGGCGUCGCACUGGAACAUUCCGGUCAUCUCGGCAGGUGCCCUGGCCGCCGCCUUCGGCAACAAGGGCACCGAAUUCUCCCAUCUGACGCGCAUCGCGCCAUCCUACGUGAAGAUGGCAGAGAGCUUCGGCGCGAUGUUCGAGCACUUCGCGUGGAAGACCGCGUUCCUCAUCUACGAAGACGACAAGGAGCAGCGGAAUUGUUACUUCACCGCGGAGGGGAUCUACCAUCUGAUGAGCGACCUGACCGUCAAGACGUCUGCCUUUUCCCGCGAGGACCCGCUGGACACUGACGACGUCAUCCAAAGCGUGUACGACGCACAAGUGGUGAUCAUGUGUAUGGAAGCCAGCAAAAUUCGAGAAAUUAUGCUCGCUGCACACAGGCAUCAAUUGACCAGUGGAACUCACAUGUUCUUCAAUAUUGAACUCUUCAAUGCAUCCUCUUAUGGCAAUGGCUCUUGGAGGAGAGGAGACAAAUUUGACAAUGAAGCAAGGCAAGCCUAUGCAUAUUUGAACACUGUGACACUGCUUCGAACAGUCAAACCGGAAUUUGAAAACUUCUCAAUGGAAAUUAAAGCGGCCAGUGAAAGUAUGGGACUGCACAACUGCAAAGACUGUGGAAGUGUCAACGUGUUCGUUGAGGGAUUCCAUGACGCCUUGCUGCUUUAUGCCAUUGCUUUGAAGGAAGCUAUGAAAAGUGGAUACAGUAAGAAAAAUGGAUCAGAAAUCACAUCACAAAUGUGGAACAGAACAUUUGAAGGAAUCGCUGGCCAGGUAUCCAUGGAUGUCAAUGGUGACAGAAAUGGAGAUUUCUCUUUGAUGGCAAUGACCAAUGUUAAUACAGGAACAUAUGAGGUCGUGGCCAAUUACUUUGGUGUGAAUGGAAGCUUUCAACUGCUGUCAGCCUUCAACUGUGACCAUUUCACUCUGCAAGGACUCCAGAUAACACAAACAGAGAUAUCAGACACAUCAUGUGGAAUAGGAGUGUCAGCUUUGACUGGAGUCAUAGUGGGAGCUGUUCUUGGAACCGCAAUGCUUGCAGCAUUCUAUUUUUUCAGAAAACAUUACAGGAUUACCAUUGAGCGUCGAGCACACAGUGAAGAGUGUACCACCAGGAAGCACCGCCAGUUACGAGAGGACUCCAUCAGAUCAAACUUGUCAGCUGCUUAGUCUGCAACGGCAGCAAAACUGUCGCCACAAACUUACAUCCCUGUGGCUGGAGAUUAUCAUCACUGUCAGUGGGGAAAUGCUUUUCGAAAUGAAAUGAUUUUUUUGUUUUGUUUUGGGGUGGUGUUGUUUUUAACUGUUAAAUGUUUCACUUUAAAACAUAUUAUAACUCAGGACAACUGUAACUGUCUCAAAGCACCACUUGGAUAUUUCUCUUCACAGGUAAAGAUUUGUAUGGGUGUCCAUUUUAUUCUGGAGGAUUUUUAUAAAGAUUUUGUUUUUGUCAAUUAUACUGUACACUGUAUAAAAAUGGUCGUUGUGGCUGUAAAUAAUGAAUUACAUUAAGAUAUCAAAUGUAUCUGCUGUUUAUUUAGGGACGUUGUGGCAUAAAACUUUUUUUUUUUAAAAAAAACAUAUUUGUUAGCUAAUAGGCACAAUACAUAUGUACGUUUAUACAGUAUAUGUAUAGUGUCAACAUUAUUGAAAGGGAACAUAUAUUUGAAAUUCCAUAUUUGAAUUGCUAGCAUACAGAAUGCCUGCUCAAGUUUCUCUUUUUAAAAGCAGUCCAUUUCCCAAAAUGCAUCGGUGAGCAAAUCGUACAUACAGUUCCGAAAAUUGUGACGCCCCAAUUCUGCUCAUUAACAUUGCCAGUACACCGCCCCCCCCUGCGCUGAGUUUCCCUGCCCAUGACUUGGCAGCCACCCAUUACCUGCACUGCUUGCAGGUGUGCUGGAGCAAAGCUGUCAAACCCAAGGCCCGGGGGCCAAAUCCGGCCCGCCAAGUCAUUUCAUGUGGCCCGCGAAAGCAAAUCAUCUGUGUCCACUUCCAUGAUUCUUGCUCAAAUUCUCAUGAAAUAACAACAGUAAAUGGUAUCGUUGAGGCAUUGCGAGCAUUUUCUGUUUACAGUAGCUUGAACAAUAGUUGAACAAACUUUUAUCCUUGACUUCUGAUUUCAAAACUAGGUAUCCAUCAAUUUGUUGUGUGGAUGUAAUAAUAUUAUCAGGUGACUAAACAUUUUUAUGGUUUCACAGUCAACGGCCCUCUGAGGGAAACCGUGACAAAAAUUAGUUGGACACAACUGUGCUAGAGACAAUCCCAGCUGACUUGGGGCGAGAGGCGUUGUACAUCCCCUGAACUGCUCGCCAGCCAAUCGCAGGGCAGAUAUACUGUAAACCAGGGGUCACCAACGC
This is a messenger RNA of Phycodurus eques (leafy seadragon), 2895 nucleotides long. RefSeq names its product natriuretic peptide receptor 3 (gene npr3). NCBI's taxonomy places the organism in Eukaryota, Metazoa, Chordata, Actinopteri, Syngnathiformes, Syngnathidae. The transcript is spliced from 8 exons. Gene Ontology annotation, cellular component: membrane. Gene Ontology annotation, molecular function: peptide hormone binding; natriuretic peptide receptor activity. The record is from RefSeq and is a predicted model, not a curated record. Gene Ontology annotation, biological process: regulation of blood pressure; vasodilation. The coding region runs from base 152 to 1708 and encodes 518 amino acids.